Molecule: messenger RNA, 792 nt
Organism: Lates calcarifer (barramundi perch)
Lineage: Eukaryota; Metazoa; Chordata; Actinopteri; Centropomidae
Product: trace amine-associated receptor 1-like
Exons: 3
Coding region: 1-792 (263 amino acids)
Biological process (GO): chemical synaptic transmission; G protein-coupled receptor signaling pathway, coupled to cyclic nucleotide second messenger
Cellular component (GO): dendrite; membrane
Molecular function (GO): G protein-coupled serotonin receptor activity; neurotransmitter receptor activity; trace-amine receptor activity
Source: RefSeq, a predicted model, not a curated record
AUGGUUCUUAUAAUGUGUGGAAAUCUUCUUGUAAUAAUCUCCAUCAUUUACUUUAAACAGCUCCACACUCCUACAAACUAUCUUAUUCUCUCUCUGGCUGUGGCUGACCUGUUAGUAGGAGUUGUAGUUUUGCCUUUUAGCGUGAUACUCUCUGUAGGUUCAUAUGGGUGUCUUGAAGAUUAUCUCUACAGAUAUUAUGCAGUGUGUCAGCCUCUGAGGUACAGAAUUAAAAUAAAUGUCAGAGUUGUUGUGAUCAUGAUCCUGGUGAGCUGGACUAUUUCUGCUGUAACUGGAAUCGGUGUCACAGUCGUGGGACUGAACCAAGAACAAUAUAUCAGCGGGUGUGCUUUAAUUCAGACUACACGUUUCCUUGAAACUACAACAACUACAGGAGUUGUAUUUGUUUUUUACCUCCCUGCUAUCAUAAUGUCCACCAUCUACCUAAAGAUUUUGAUGGUAGCACGGAGACAGGCACACAGCAUCCAGAACACAACAAAGACUGAAGCAACUGUCAGUAAGACGGAGAGAAAGGCAACUAAAACUCUGGCUAUUGUGAUGGGGGUUUUUUUCAUGUGUUGGACUCCUUUUUUUCUUUGCAUCACCUUUCUGCCUUUGAGCAAUUAUACGAUACCGGUUCCUGUAAUUGAAACAUUUAAGUGGCUUGGAUGGUCAAAUUCAAUGCUCAAUCCAUGUGUUUACGCUUUCUUUUACAGCUGGUUUCGGUCUGCUUUUAGAAUGAUCAUUACUGCGAAAAUAUUCCAAGGUGAUUUUUCUAACUCUAAGCUGUUUUGA